Molecule: messenger RNA, 1479 nt
Organism: Anopheles aquasalis
Lineage: Eukaryota; Metazoa; Arthropoda; Insecta; Diptera; Culicidae
Gene: GatA
Product: glutamyl-tRNA(Gln) amidotransferase subunit A, mitochondrial
Biological process (GO): mitochondrial translation; glutaminyl-tRNAGln biosynthesis via transamidation
Cellular component (GO): mitochondrion; glutamyl-tRNA(Gln) amidotransferase complex
Molecular function (GO): glutaminyl-tRNA synthase (glutamine-hydrolyzing) activity
Source: RefSeq, a predicted model, not a curated record
AUGAACCGUUUUCCGAUCCGGCAAAUAUCCGAAGGUUUUCGAGAAAAAUCGCUGGAUCCGCGAUCGCUUGUGGAACAAACGUUAGCUGCGGUUGAUCGCCAAAAAUCUCUGAAUGCUUUCGUUCGAGUUGCGGCCACCAAGGCCCUGCAGCAGGCCGAGCAAUCCCGCGAACGAUGGAACCGAAAUGCGCCCCGAGAUGUGAACCUCGACGGAGUAACGAUCGCGGUAAAGGACAAUUUUUGUACCAAAGGACUACACACGACAUGUGCCUCGCGAAUGCUGGAGAACUUUGUUCCAACGUACAGUGCUACGGUCGUGGAACGGUUGGAGCAACGUGGGGCGAUUGUGCUCGGUAAAACCAACCUCGACCAGUUUGGUAUGGGGUCGGGUUGUGUGGAUUCCAUCUUCGGACCGACACGGAACAGUUGGAGCGAAAAUCUCGCAGAUGAUCAGUUCCGUAUAGCGGGCGGUAGCUCCGGAGGAUCGGCAGUUGCUGUGGCCGCUGGAUUGUGUUACGCCGCUCUUGGCUCGGAUACUGGAGGCUCAACGAGGAAUCCGGCUUCGUAUUGUGGGAUUGUCGGUCUGAAACCUACAUAUGGACUGCUCUCCAGGCAUGGGCUCAUUCCCCUGGUCAACUCAAUGGAUGUCCCCGGCAUUAUGACACGCACGAUAGAAGAUUGUGCGAUUGUUCUUAAUGCUAUCGCAGGUCCGGAUGACCGGGACUCCACCACCGUGAAAAGGCGUUUUCUUCCGAUCAAACUCGAGCCGGCCUGUGUGAAAGGAUUACGGGUGGGCAUCCCGAGAGAGUACCACUGUCAGGGUUUGGACAAGGAAGUGUUGGAUGUUUGGACACUGGUAGCUGAUUUGUUGGAGCAGGCCGGCGCAACGGUCAUAUCGGUGUCGAUGCCAUACACGGCCUCCUCGAUUUUCGUCUAUUCAAUCCUCAACCAAUGCGAAGUCAGUAGCAACAUGUCACGGUACGAUGGAAUCGAGUACGGGCAUCGGUCAAAGGAAGACGCAAGCACGGAGCAACUGUACGCCAAGACGAGGGCGGAAGGCUUCAACAGCGUGGUUAAAAACCGAAUUCUUUCCGGAAAUUAUUUUCUGCUACGUCGCAACUACGAUAAGUACUUCGAGAAAGCCCUUAAAGUGCGCCGAUUGAUUGCGAAUGAUUUUGUUCGAGCGUUUAAAGAUGUGGAUGUUCUACUGACGCCGACCACGCUAAGCGAUGCUCCGUUGUACAAGGACUUCAUUCGAUCCAACAAUCGUGAUCAAUGUGCGAUUCAGGACUUUUGCACCCAAUCAGCAAAUAUGGCAGGAAUUCCGGCACUGUCCUUGCCGGUAACCUUGUCCUCUCGACGGUUGCCACUUAGCUUGCAGUUGAUGGGUGACCACUUCUCCGAAGAGCUGCUUCUGAGGGUUGGCGCAUGGAUAGAGAAGGAAGUAGACUUCCUAGCAAACUACAGCAACAAGUCAUAA